Carassius gibelio (silver crucian carp) is the source of this 6182-nucleotide messenger RNA. Its product is annotated as protocadherin alpha-C2. Gene Ontology annotation, biological process: homophilic cell-cell adhesion. Gene Ontology annotation, cellular component: plasma membrane. The transcript is spliced from 4 exons. Bases 329 to 3361 code for a protein of 1010 amino acids. Gene Ontology annotation, molecular function: calcium ion binding. The record is from RefSeq and is a predicted model, not a curated record. Lineage: Eukaryota; Metazoa; Chordata; Actinopteri; Cypriniformes; Cyprinidae.
GGGUUGCUCCCAUCCCCCGCCUUUACAGCACAGGGUAAGGGAGGGGGACAGGAGAGAGAGAGGGAGCGAUAGGCAGCACACUUGUGAGGGGAAACAAGAGUCAGCUUCGCGGGGAGGAGAGAAGAAAAGAAUCGCUGGGGCGCAAAAAAAAGAGAGAACAUGGAUGAAGCAGGAAAAUAUCUGUUUAAAAAGGCAGCGCAGCGGAGGCUUUGGUCAUCCUGCACAUAGUCCGCCCGUUUUUUGGAUGCCGUGGUUUGGAGCUGUUGCGCGGGGAGCUCUCAAGGCGGAAAGCGGUUUUUAAAUCGUCUGUGGAUGUUGCCAGUUUGCGAUGGCUGUUGCAGGGCGAUGCAGCUCCAUAAAAGAGAACGUGCCUCUUUAUUUUUGUUUCUUCAUUGUUCUACUAAGUGUCCUUACAAAUGCACAAAUUCGCUACAGCAUUCAGGAGGAGCUGGAGAGCGGCACUGUCGUUGGUGAUCUUGUUCGGGAUCUUGGGCUGGAUCUGCGAAAGCUUUCGGCUCGUCGUAUCAGAAUCAGCUCAGACAGUGCGAGGCGAUACUUCAGCAUCAACCACAAAACUGGUAAGCUUGUUAUUAGCGACCGGAUUGACCGCGAAACGCUCUGUGAAUUCAGCGGCACCUGCACGCUUAGUCUCGACGUGGUGUUAGAAAACCCAUUCGAACAGCACAACGUGGAUAUUGAGAUUUUGGAUGCAAAUGAUAACUCGCCGCUUUUCCCCCGAGACGAGUACCAGUUGGAGAUCUCCGAGGGCGCACAGCCAGGCACGCGGUUUUCUAUUGAGGGCGCGCAGGAUUCUGACGACGCCUCAAAUUCCGUGCACCAUUAUCGCCUCACCUCGAACGAACACCUGGCGCUCGAUUCAACCAAACCACCUGCAGACGGAAAACACAUAGAGCUCGUGCUGAAAAAACCUUUCGACCGUGAACUUUUGCAGUCGCACCAGUUUCUACUCACCGCUACUGACGGUGGAUCUCCUCCGCGCUCAGGCACAGCUAAAAUCAACGUGCGCGUUUUGGAUACCAAUGACAACGCGCCAGUCUUCGGCAGUUCCGUAUACAAAGUGAAACUGCGGGAAAACUCUCCUGUUGGGGCGCUCGUAAUUAAAUUAAACGCCACUGAUAGAGAUGAGGGCACCAAUGGCGAGGUGAUUUACUCAUUUAGCUCUUACACACCGGAUAGAGUGAGGCAGGUGUUUUCUGUAGACACAGACAGUGGAGAAAUUAGAGUUAAAAGCAAUGUGGACUUUGAAGAAACCAACAGCUAUGAGAUGUAUAUUCAGGCAGCAGACAAAGGCCAAGGGGCCGUAGCAGUGCACUGUAAAGUGGUGGUGGAGGUGCUGGAUGUAAAUGAUAACCCUCCUGAGAUUGUGCUCUCCUCUUUGUCAAGCCCAGUUCGGGAGGAUGCCCGUGGAGACACCGUGGUGGCUUUAAUAAGUAUAAAUGACAAAGACUCUGGACAAAACAAACAGGUCAGCUUGGACAUCAUCACCCCGAAUCUACCUUUUAAAAUCAAAUCAUUCCGAAACCAUUACACCAUUGUUACCUCUGCCUUCCUGGACCGGGAGACUAUACCGUCAUACAAUGUCACAGUUACAGCCACAGAUGGUGGAACGCCACCUCUUUCAUCAUCAAUGACAAUACGAGUUGAAGUGGCAGAUGUAAAUGACAAUCCACCCCGUUUUGAGCAGCCUUCAUACACUGUUUAUGUUUUAGAAAACAAUGUGCCUAGUGCACCUCUGUGUGUCAUCAAGGCAACAGACCCCGAUGCCGGCGAAAACGCUCGCAUCACAUACACCGUCCUAAAUGACAACAACCAUGGUAUUUCAGUGUCAUCGUAUGUUUCUGUCAAACCUGCCACAGGUGAGGUGUACGCACUGCGAUCCUUUGACUUUGAGAAGUUGCGUGAGUUUCAUUUCCAGGUUAAAGCUCAAGACAAUGGUGUGCCACAUUUGAGCAGAGUGGCAACCGUCUAUAUUUACAUCAUGGACUCCAACGACCACAGUCCUCAGUUUGUUCGCCCGGCAGCAAACGGCUCACUCUCCACAGAGACUAUUUUGCGUAACUCAGAGGCGGGGGUCCUUGUUUCACGUGUGCUGGCUUGGGACUUAGAUGCUGGAGAAAAUGCCUGGUUGCUAUACAGCCUCCAUCACCCACCGGAAUUGGACUUGUUUAAGGUGCACGAGUACACAGGUGAAAUCCGCACAACACGGCGAGUAAAUGAGGACAAUUCUACUGUCUUUAGCCUCACAGUGCAUGUACGAGAUCAUGGUUUGCCUCCUCGCUCCACAUCUACAACGAUCAACAUUGCCGUCAUGGAGAUCCCACCCAAAGUGGCCCCAGACCCAAAACGCAUUAUCAGGCCACACGACACAAUGAUAUUCUCCCAUGUAACCCUGUAUCUUAUCAUUGCCCUCAGUGCAACCACCUUUGUUUUCUUGCUUACCAUCUUUGUCCUAGCAAUUGUCCGAUGCCAUGCCUACUGCAGCCAGCCAGAUGCUUGCUCCUGUUCGCCUUGCUGUGUGUCGAAGAAGAAAAAGAAGACGACAAUGAAGAAGGCACCCAAAGAUGGUGGAGGUGGUGGUGGGGCUGCAGGUGGUGGAGAUGCAGGUGGAGGUGGGGGCGCUGCUGGCGGGGUCACAGUCCACCAGCAGUCUGCUAUGAUGCGGAGAGACCUGAAAGUGGAGCCACACUACAUUGAGGUCCGAGGAAAUGGCUCUUUAACCAAAACAUACUGCUAUAAGACCUGCCUGACCGCCACCUCAGGAAGUGACACUUUUAUGUUCUACAAUACGGGCCGGCCGUUGAGUGGCACUUGGGGCUCGGGGGCUGACCGUUUCUUCACAGGACAGAGUGGGCAGUUCGUGCGCAGACUGAGCAUGCCCGAUGCUACGGCAAUACAGCCUAAAGGUCCCGGUGCAGACUGGAGAUAUUCAGCAUCCCUUAGAGCAGGAAUGCAGAGUUCAGUCCAUAUGGAGGAGUCAUCUGUGAUGCAGGGUGCUCAAGGAGUUCUUGUUCAGAACUGGCCCACCGCCUCUAGUGCUCCCGACAAUGAGGGUGGAGAGGUCUCUCCCCCUGUAGGUGCUGGAGUGGACAGCAACAGUUGGCAUUUUAGAUACGGGCCGGGGCCAGGAGGCCCUCCACAUCUGAAACCCGGUGAGGUUCCUCCUGAAGCUUUCAUCAUCCCUGGUUCUCCAGCCAUUAUUUCCAUCAGACAAGGAGACGGAGACGACAAGAGCGAUUUUAUUUCCUUUGGAAAAAAGGAGGAGGCCAAGAAGAAGAAGAAAAAGAAGAAGGAGAAGAAGGAUAAGCGGGAGAAAGGAAAAGAUGAUGAUGAUGAUGAUUAGAGAGACAGCGGAAACAGUUAAAGCAAGAGCUGUUUUGUUUUGUUUUUUGUUUUUUUAAGACAGAAGUCUCAACGAAAGUCUGUAGAGCAAAACUUAUUUUUAUCAAUCCUAAAAUCCAUAUUUGAGGCUCAAACAAAUAUUUUCUGUUGGAUUCAAGUGAAAAAUUUGAUUUUCUGUCACCUCCGAUCUCUUUCACGCAGAUAGCUUCCCCUUCCUAUUAUUUAAGUAAUUGAUUAAUCUCGCCUUGAGUUGUUACUUGAUUGAUUAAUAUUCUCCCAUGCCUCACCCACACUAUUCUGCAUAAUAUGUCCUUCAGACUCAUGUUGGUACAUCUGUCUUAUUUAUCCUUUUGGUUUUUGUUUUCCAAUCUUUUCGAUAGGGAGACAAAAUCUGAUUGUUUGUAAGCUGUGUGCCGCUUCACUUGUGCUAUCGUGGUAAAAUGGAGAAAAAAUAAUUGAGAUUCAAAAUUGAGUUAAGUUGGAUAUAAUGGAAGCAGGACACACACUGCUGUAAAUAUGCAGUUUGGGCACCGCUGUAUGUAAAGCAGUAAAGAUGCUAUAUUAACGCUUUUGCUCGUUCACUUCUCCUGGUGUGGGAUGGAAGAAACAUCCUUUAAAACAAGAGACACUGAUACAUUUUCACUUAUAAAAAUCGCACAUCCUGGACAAAUGGGGGGAAAAAAGUACAUCAAAUGAUGCACUUUUAUUUUGUUGCUUUAAUUAUGUUACCAGCAAAUGUUCUCCAAGGCAUAGUGUAUAUGUGAGAAAGUAGUCUCAUAUAUAUACACACAUUCACAUAUAUAGACACAGAUUUAGUAAACAGGGUGAACAAUCAGUCCAUAUCUGUAGCAACUACCAAAACUUAUCCUGCUUGGAAUUGUUUCUAUCCUGGUUGGCCUUUUGAUUAACCAGCAGUUGGACAAGUCAAUAUCAUGUAAAGCUCAUAAAAAUCAGCUCUUCAGGAGCCUGGUUAUGUGCUCUGUUGUUAAAGGGAUGAUUGUUUAUGCAUUAUGAACAGUAUUACUGUUAAUUCACCAAACCUCAGACACCUUCAAUCCUAUAAACUAUCCUUAAAUAUCCCGUGAAGAAAAGGCUUAGAGGUUAUGUCAUGAUUUUUUUCUGUGGCAUUGCCUCAUACCUGUAGUUUCCCGACUGUCCUUGACCUUGUCAUCCCAACCCUAAUUCUGUGCCUGCUUUCUCAGCUCAGUAUGUCAUACACAAAACCUAGUUGCCUCCUUUCUGCUUGCUGUCUGGAGGACCAACACACCCUAAGAGCAAAGAACGCAAAAUAUUAUCUAGGGGUUUUCAAAUUUGAUGGGUAGGGUUUUUUUCGUGCACAGUUUUUAUAAGCUUUAGGUGAACUUUAUUGCUACUGUACAGAGCUUCUGUCUGUCUGUCUCUUCUUGAUCUCUCUGCUGGAUAGGCUAGCUCUAGACAUUGUGGUGUACUCAUGUAGUAUGGAGAAAUGCAGACGACGCCUGUCAAGUCCCCCCCACCGCAGAGGAAAGAGGCUCCCCCCGCCGCACUGUAAUAUGUAAAUGAUCCAGUGCUGUCCAAUCAACUUCAGCUCUGCCUCUGUAUUAGGCAAUGUAUUUUUUCUGGUCUCUAAACUCAUCGGAGAUUAGUAGAGAAGAACUUUGGGGUGAAAAUAGUGGCUUGCCAGUUUGAUCCGAUGUUGAAGGUGAAGUGUGUAAUUUCUGUGCCAUUAGCAGCACCUAAAAUAUUUUUCCCCCCGUCUGCCUUUAAUAGAUCCAACUAUUGGUUUUGAGCUCUGUCAGGCUGUUUGGGUUGCUCAAACAAACAGAGCAAUGUUUUCAAAGACAAAUUCAGUGUUUACACUUGAAAAAAGUAUCUAAACCUCAGAAAAUAUACACAUCAUCUGUACAUUGUUAUAAAAACAACCAAGUGUUAUUUAUCUGAUAUCAAUAAGACCGGACUGUUGUCUCCACUCCAUGCUUUCUAGUGUCUGGUUACAGUGACACGUCUGUGUCUUGGUUCCUUCACUUGCCUGCCUACCUUGUUGCCACAAACCCAAAAAUGUCUCAAACCGAUGUCACAAUUACUCAAACGUGACUGCUGCAUGACUUUACCAGAAAUAAAACACGUACUAUAUAGAGAUAUAUAUGAAUAUAGAUAUAGAUGGCUAUGAUUUUACUAUUUUUGUUUAUUCUUUUUAUUCAUUAAUCACACAAGAGAUUUGUGUAUGCACCAUCUAUGAGCCUUUUUCAUACUGACACCUCUGCACCGACUUACAGUGGACAGUUAUGACGUUACUAAACCUUGGUAUUUGUAAAUGCUCUAUAGUGUGAUGCCCUGAAGCUCUUGGUUUUGUCCUAUUCUUUUCAUUUUUGUUUUAUGAAAAAAAAAAAAAAAAAAAAAAAACUUUUUGUGUUUGGCUUUGACAUACCGAUCAAACUAGCACUGUAUAAUGUAGCUAAAUUAUGUAUGAUGAUUCUAUCCCUACUCUUUCACUUCUUUGACAAAGGAAAAAAAAAAAAAACAGGAAAAUCAUCCUGAUGUACAAUACAAUAUAUGUAGUUUAUGCUUGUAUCUAGUGAUUGUUCAUGCUGUCAUUAUUUCUUAUUGUCUGGUGGUGAUCAGUAGGUGGCGCUGUGCUGUCCAACUGAAUGGCGGUCAUCUGUUGUAAAACCCUCUUUUCUGUACACCUGUUCAUCAAUAUGUGAUGGUGAAUUAGUGACCUUCAUUCCAUUCUUAUUUUCUCUUCUUUAUUAUAUAUUUUUGUUUCAUUAUGAUGGAAAAGUGGUAAUGUGUUUUGUUUAUAAAUCACAAAAUAAAUAAACUUUCCUUUCUUAAGAAUGUGA